Messenger RNA from Danaus chrysippus (African queen), 2106 nucleotides. NCBI's taxonomy places the organism in Eukaryota, Metazoa, Arthropoda, Insecta, Lepidoptera, Nymphalidae. The record is from the annotation of a GenBank genome assembly.
AUGCGGCGGCAGGCUCGGUUUAUAGUCGGCGGCACGCUUGUAGCGCGUACCGCCUCUGCUUUACAAGUUUGGCUGUGGUUGCUACUGUUUGUUUUUCAAAAUGAAUUCCGGAUAUCAGGGUCCAUUCAACCAGGAUAUUUGGACUUUGACAACCUCCCAGACACAAAUUUCACAUGUGCUGGCAAAGUGAUUGGGGGUUACUAUGCUGAUUUGGAGACUUCAUGUCAGAUGUUCCACGUGUGCACAGUAGGCCAGAACGAAGAACCUAUGGAUAUCAAAUUCCUUUGCCUCAACGGCACUGUAUUUGAUCAGGAAACGAGAGUCUGCGAAAGAGUAGACGAAGUCGAUUGCACAAAGUCUGAAAAGUUCUAUAGUUUAAAUUUAGAAUUGUAUGGAAGCACUGCACCUCCCAUUAUACAACCUGAAACACCAGAAACUAAACUACAACCAAAACCUACAGAAGCAUCGAAUACACUUACAUCCAAUAAACCCACCACAACAGACUUAUCAGAUCCAUUUACUAGUGACUUAUCUACUACACCUGAUAAAACACAAAAUCAGUCUUCGGAAAUCAUAGAUUCUACCGAAGACCCAAUCCAGGAAAUAAAACAGGAUGAUAACAAAAAUUCCGCAUCUUACUCCACUUUGCAAUCUAAACAAGAAGAAAAUAAAAAAGAUUAUGAAGAAGAUGAAGACAGUAUUGACGAUGAUGACGUCGAAUAUGAGGAAGACAUCGCACCGCCUGUGAGUUCUACAACUGCGGAAAGCAUCACUUCUACAUCUACCACAACACGAAAGCCUUCAACGAGCCAAUUGCCACCACUAUCGACAGUGUCACCAUCGUCGUCACCCACACCUAUACCCCAUUUUAUUACUUCUUCUACGCCGUCUAUUUCUUCUUAUUCACCUCAAAUACCCUCAAUAAAACCAUCCAUAAUACCGUCGUCAACUUUAGAUCCUUCAUUACUUUCACCUCAAGAGUUUAUAUAUCGGCAUCGAGGGCCUGGAUCUGAAGCCAUAUCCUUUCAAAGACAAAGUUUUCGUCCGGCUGAUGGUAUAUAUAUAACUCAUGCCCCACCACAGCAGUUUGACCACUUCCAAUACGAAUCUUCAAGAACUGCACCUCGCCCAUCACGUCCAGUGCCAUUUGUGCAACGUCCACAGCCGACGCCUUUUCGUCCAACUACACCUGAUCCGCGAGACCAAAUAUUACGGCCUGGUCAAAGUUCACAAUCUUCUGAAAGGUUAGAAACUACAGUGAAACAUCGGCAUCAAAAUUACCCACAACAUUUGCCCCCUCAGCAACCAUUACCUUUUAAUCCAUUUUAUUAUGAUCGCAAACGCAGUGAGGAUUCCAGCCCCGAAAAUGAAUCUUCACUAUCAGCAAGAUCUGUACCACCCCUUACAGUAACAGAACGUAUUCUGCCCAAACCAAAAAGCCCACCACGUGUUAUAGUGACGGCUAGUGCAUCUGUAAGCGAUAGUAACGGCAAAAGGUUGAACUAUACCGUCGGUAAUGUGGUUAGUGCAGUAAAGCCAAUCGUGGCAAUAAACUAUGAUGAUUAUAAAGAAUCUGACCUCAUAUUUGACCCAUUCUUUCUCGAUGUGCCAAAACUACAAUCACGAAGGAAGACUAGAUCAAGUAAUAUUAGAAAAAUAGUAAAUGUCCCAAUGACAGCAACCGUGUCUGCAAAGAAUAUUAAAGAAAAGGUUUCACCGACAAUUCACAAGGCGAAACCUAUUAAAGUAGUGUCAACUUCUACAACAACCACAACCACGGCAGCCUGGAACCCCGAGGACUAUGUUGAUGAUAAUUAUGAACCACAUUCUUAUUAUAUUCCACCACCUCCGCCUUUAGCAGUGUUAGUCACGGACAUAAAAAUUAUGAAACCAGACAGAUUAUUGAACGAUGUUGUUGGGAUUAAAUCUAAUUAUAACAAGGUUGACAUAUCUAAGGAACAAGCCAAACCGACGUCUUCUAUAGCGCAUGAAAUCUCUAGUCAAAGUGUGGGUACUGAGGCUACUCUGCCGGUCACCUCACCGAUUCCUAUCGAGGCGCCCGCUUGCAUUACUUCGCGCUCUAAUGACUGUCGGAUUCGUGCCUAA